AUGAUCACUCCCGCCCCCUUACGCCAGCAGCCUCGUCUUGCUCCUCCAAGCACCGCCCAGGUUCCUUCACGCUACAUGCAACUCAGCUCGCCAGCUCAGUUCUGGAAACUAGCCGACAUAGGCAACACUCCUGCCAGACCAAUGCCGGACAUCAGCCCGCUUAAGCCCUCCAUCGGCACCUCUGAGUCCAGUCGCUGGAAGACCCUCAACCCCAUCCCAAGUAGCAGUCCACCACCAGCGAAUCUAGGCAGCCCAACUAAACCGCCUACUUCUUCCCUUAGGAGUCGCGGUGGUGUCUCUCCUCUGGGACGAGAUGUGCGUGAGCGUGAGAGCAGCACUAUCAAGCGUCACCAGGAUAGCUGGGAUGAAGAUGAUGAUGACAAUGAUGGUGAUGACACUGGCUUUGAUCUUGCUAGGGGAUUCCAACCUAUUGGUUCAUUCCACAGACAAAUUAACAAUGCUGCUAGAGCUAGCUAG
Messenger RNA from Trichophyton rubrum CBS 118892, 477 nucleotides. RefSeq lists its product as uncharacterized. Bases 1 to 477 code for a protein of 158 amino acids. The transcript has 2 exons. Lineage: Eukaryota; Fungi; Ascomycota; Eurotiomycetes; Onygenales; Arthrodermataceae. The record is from RefSeq and is a predicted model, not a curated record.